Laccaria bicolor S238N-H82 is the source of this 699-nucleotide messenger RNA. RefSeq lists its product as uncharacterized. Lineage: Eukaryota; Fungi; Basidiomycota; Agaricomycetes; Agaricales; Hydnangiaceae. The transcript has 6 exons. Bases 1 to 699 code for a protein of 232 amino acids. The record is from RefSeq and is a predicted model, not a curated record.
AUGAAAUUUUCUAACCCUUGUAUCUGUAGUCAUCAAUCCCAAAAAAAAAAGCUCUCCCAUUUCAAGAAGUAUUGGAAGAAGGAUGAGUAUAACGAAGUGGUGAAGCUUAUCAAGGCGAAGUUUAUUGAACGUUAUGAAUUCCUCCAUCGUACAGCGCCCUCUUCAGAGCAAUCCAAGAAGACAAAGAAAUCACACAAGGUCAAUGGCCUCAUUUGUGACAACAUUGAGACAGAUUUGGAAUACGAAGGUGAUGAAGAGGACAACCCAUUUUCGGAUCCGACAAAACCAUGGAGGGGAGAGUUCCUUCGCUUUCUCAAUGCAAGGGACGUGAUCCUGGAGAAUAUGGGAAUCAUUGAGUGGUGGGGGGAACACUCAGGGACAUAUGGCCAAACUUGGACAUUGAUAGCACGCGACUACCUGCCCAUCAUGGCCUCAUCCAUUUCGAAAAAAGAUCUCAAUGGGGAGGAGAUUUUAGAUUUAGAUUUUCAGGCUGAUGAAAUUGUCGCGCAGGCUGAUGAUUUUUCGUGGGACCAAUUAGUACUCGACGUUGAUGAGGACGACAUUUGCAGGCCGUGGCCUGAGCCCGAGCCGCCUGUGGCUUGGGCUCAGAGCUCGGGCUUGAGAUUUACAAAGCCUGAGCUCUCGAAAGCCAGGCCAAAGCCACAGCUUCCAGGCCAAGCCGGGCCGUCACAUCACUAG